AUGGCCUCGGCAUUAGCUAUCGGCACCGGCGUCGCCGUCGCAGCGUUCCUGGGCCGCGCAGGUCUCGUCGCAUGGCGCCGCUCGCGCGGCGGCGUCGGCGCGCUGGGCAAGGCCUUUUACAAGGGCGGCUUCGAGCCGCGCAUGAACAAGAAGGAGGCGUCGCUGAUCCUGUCGCUCAAUGAGCGCGCCAUCACCAAGGAGAAGAUCCGCAAGGCGCACCGCACGCUGAUGCUGCUCAACCACCCCGACCGAGGCGGCAGCCCGUACCUGGCGACCAAGGUCAACGAAGCGAAGGAGUUCUUGGAGAAACACCCGUGA
Messenger RNA from Thyridium curvatum, 318 nucleotides. RefSeq lists its product as uncharacterized. Gene Ontology annotation, molecular function: ATPase activator activity. Gene Ontology annotation, cellular component: PAM complex, Tim23 associated import motor. The transcript is spliced from 3 exons. The coding region runs from base 1 to 318 and encodes 105 amino acids. Gene Ontology annotation, biological process: protein import into mitochondrial matrix. Lineage: Eukaryota; Fungi; Ascomycota; Sordariomycetes; Thyridiales; Thyridiaceae. The record is from RefSeq and is a predicted model, not a curated record.